Globicephala melas (long-finned pilot whale) is the source of this 2864-nucleotide messenger RNA. It is a transcript of the gene CDH15, whose product is annotated as cadherin 15. Gene Ontology annotation, biological process: multicellular organism development; cell morphogenesis; adherens junction organization. Gene Ontology annotation, molecular function: cadherin binding; calcium ion binding. The record is from RefSeq and is a predicted model, not a curated record. Gene Ontology annotation, cellular component: catenin complex; plasma membrane; adherens junction. NCBI's taxonomy places the organism in Eukaryota, Metazoa, Chordata, Mammalia, Artiodactyla, Delphinidae.
UCGCCCCCGCACACAUUAUCACUCCCUCGCUAGGCUCGCCCCGCACACUUGUGCUGUCACUCAGCCGGGUCCUGUCCCAGCAGAAGGCGUCGCUCCCGCCGCCGGACGCUCGGCCCGCUGCCCGCCGCCGGCCCAUGGACGCCGCGCUCCUCCUCGCCCUCGGGCUGCUGGCCCAGAGUCUGUGCCUGUCAGUGGGGGUCCCCGGGCUGAGGAGGCCGCAUACCCUGUACCCCUGGCACCGGAUGCCGGCACCGGGCCGCGUGCGGAGAGCCUGGGUCAUCCCUCCCAUCAGUGUGUCCGAGAACCACAAGCGCCUGCCCUUCCCCCUGGUGCAGAUCAAGUCGGACAGGCAGCAGCUGGGCAGCAUCAUCUACAGCAUCCAGGGGCCCGGCGUGGACGAGGAGCCCCGGGGGAUCUUCUCCAUAGACAAGUUCACAGGGAAGGUGUCCCUGAAUGCCGUGCUGGACCGAGAGAAGACAGACCGCUUCAGGCUCAGGGCCUUUGCUCUGGACCUGGGGGGGUCCACCCUGGAGGAGCCCACGGACCUGGAGAUCGUGGUUGUGGACCAGAACGACAACCGGCCUGUCUUCCGGCAGGAGGUGUUCACUGGCCGGGUGCUGGAGGGCGCCGUCCCAGGAACCUUCGUGACCAGGGCUGAGGCCACGGAUGCGGACGACCCGGAGACGGACAACGCGGCCCUGCGAUACUCCAUUCUGGAGCAGGGCGGCCCCCAGCUCUUCAGCAUUGACCCGCACACGGGGGAGAUCCGCACGGUUCAAGUGGGCCUGGACCGCGAGGUGGUCGCCGUGUACAAUCUGACCCUGCAGGUGGCGGACAUGUCUGGAGACGGCCUCACCGCCACUGCCUUGGCCAUCAUCACACUGGAGGAUGUCAACGACAACGCCCCCGAGUUCACCAGGGGUCAGUUCUUCCUGGAGGCCACAGAGGCCAUCAGCGGAGUGGACGUGGGGCGGCUGGAGGUAGAGGACCGGGACCUGCCCGGCUCCCCCAACUGGGUGGCCAGGUUCACCAUCCUGGAGGGCGACCCUGACGGGCAGUUCGCCAUCCGCACCGACCCCAGGACCAACGAGGGUGUGCUGUCUGUGGUGAAGCCGCUGGACUACGAGAGUCGGGAGCACUACGACCUCACAGUGGCGGCGCAGAACGAGGCUCCCCUGCAGGCGGCGGCCCCCAGGGCCGAGCGGGGCCAGGCCAGGGUCAGCGUGCAGGUGCGGGAUGUCAACGAGGCGCCCGUGUUCCAGCAGAACCCACUGCGGACCAGCCUGGCCGAGGGGGCGGCCCCAGGAACCCCCGUGGCCACCUUCUCUGCCCGAGACCCUGACACACAGCAGCCGCAGAGGCUCAGCUACUCCAAGGACUAUGACCCUGAAGACUGGCUGCAAGUGGACGGGGCCACUGGCCGGGUCCAGACCCAGCGCGUGCUCAGCCCCGCAUCCCCCUUCCUCAAGGACGGCUGGUACAGGGCCAUCAUCCUGGCCCGAGAUGAUGCCUCCCCACCCAGCACGGCCACAGGGACCCUGUCUGUUGAGAUCCUGGAGGUCAACGACCACGCCCCUGAACUGUCCCCGCCGUGGGGCAGCCUGUGCAGCACACCAGAGCAGGGCUCCGGUCUUCUCUUGGGGGCCACGGAUGAGGACCUGCCCCCCCACGGGGCCCCCUUCCACUUCCAGCUGAGCCCCAGGCUCCCAGAGCUGGCCCGGAACUGGAGCCUCAGCCAGGUUAACGUGAGCCACGCGCGCCUGCGGCCCAGGCUCCAGGUCCAGGAGGGGCUGCACCGCCUGAGCCUGCUGCUCCAGGACUCGGGACAGCCGCCCCAGCAGCGCGAGCAGCCCCUGAACGUGACCGUGUGCCGCUGCGGCCUGGACGGCGCCUGCCUGCCGGGGGCCGCUGCGCUGCGGGCGGGUGGCGCGGGCAUCAGCCUGGGCGCCCUGGUCAUCGUGCUGGCCAGUGUCAUCCUGCUGCUCUUGCUCGCCCUGCUGGUGGCCCUCCUGGUGCGGUGCCGGCAGCAGUCGUGUGACAAGAGGCUUUUGCACGGGCUGCAGGACGACCUUCGGGACAACAUCCUCAACUACGACGAGCAGGGGGGCGGGGAGGAGGACCAGGAUGCCUAUGACAUGGACCAGCUGCGCCACCCGGCAGAGCUGGCGGCCCUGGGCGCCCCGCUGGGACGGCCUUCUCUGCGCAGAGACGCCCCGUUCGGCCGAUCGCACCCCCAGGCCCCCCGCGUGCUGCCCACCAGCCCCUCUGACAUCGCUGACUUCAUCAACGAGGGCUUAGAGGCCGUGGACAGCGACCCCGCCGUCCCUCCCUACGACACGGCUCUCCUCUAUGACUACGAGGGGGACGGAUCCGUGGCAGGCACGCUGAGCUCCAUCCUGUCCAGCCUGGGUGAUGAGGACGCAGACUACAGCUGCCUCUGGGACUGGGGGCCCCGCUUUGCCCGGCUGGCGGACUUGUACGGGCCCCGUGAGGGCACCAGGGAAGAGGCUUUCUGAUGGGGACCUGCACCCACCCUGCUGAGAGCACGGCCUCCCGGACACAGGGCAGACCACAGGCGCUUGAGCGGACACGCCGGACUCGGCUGUGUGUCGAGAUGGACAGAGGGCCCUGCGCCCCGCCCUGGGGCCUUGGCCGGCCUGGUCUCAGCCAGGGGAAGUCAGGGCCCAAAGCCUAGAGCGGAGUGGCUAGAAGGAGGCGCCCCUCCUGUCCCGUCAGUUGCCUCCAAUGGGGUCAGAGACCCCAUUCCCAGCUCUGCUUCCCACCCACGCUGAUCUCAUCUCUGUAUGAAAGGAAGCAGCUCUCGGGCAAACAUGAAUUAAAAACGUGCUCAUCUCUCCAACGCA